Hermetia illucens (black soldier fly) is the source of this 1801-nucleotide messenger RNA. RefSeq names its product kelch-like protein 5. Gene Ontology annotation, molecular function: protein binding. The transcript has 7 exons. The record is from RefSeq and is a predicted model, not a curated record. Bases 235 to 1713 code for a protein of 492 amino acids. Lineage: Eukaryota; Metazoa; Arthropoda; Insecta; Diptera; Stratiomyidae.
UGAACAAUAUACAUACAACCCUUUUCUGCUACGAUGGUGUCCAGAUUUCAAUUUUGCUCACUGUACACAUUAUUUUAACAACAACAAUUUACAAGCAGAAACUGCCAAGAUUUGUUUUGUUUUGACGCCAAAUCAGAUGUCAGUGGUUCAACCCUAGUAGCGUGUGGUUCCGGUACUUUUCGGUCAUCUUGUGGUUGUUUGAAUUGCAAAUUGUUAAGUUGCGUUGGUCAAAAAAUGACUACCAAAGAUCAGGGAAACUUAGAAAUCGUCAAUGAUAAACGUUCAACUGAGUUCUUCAAAGUGUUUGCUGAACUUCGGGAACUUAAAAGGUUUACAGAUAUCAAAUUGCAAAUCGGCGAUGUGGAAUUGGAUGCUCACCGCGCAGUCUUAUCAGCUGCGAGUCCUUUUUUUAAUGCGAUGUUCGACGAUGCCUUCAUCAAGAGUGGAAAAGAUAAGGUUGAAUUGCUUCACGAAACGAAUCCGACAGUUAUGUCAGCAAUUUUAGAUUACAUGUAUUUGGGAAAACUGAAUGUUGCUUUGAAAGAUGUCAGGUUACUGCUGCAGAAUUUGGAUUAUUUACAAAUGGAAAACGCAAAAAAAGAAUGUGAACGGGCACUAUUGGAUAAUGUGAAUCAGAAUAAUUCUAUUGAAAUUCUCAUUCUCGCAGAUAAAUAUGGACUUACCGAGCUCUACGGUUUAUCAUCACAAUCCUUAAAGCAAAAUUUCCACAAAAUAUACGAAUCGAAUAGAAUAAAAGAAUUGCCGGUGGACGAGCUAGAAAUCGUCCUUAAGGCUGUUUACGACUCCCAUCCGAAACAUGCAUUCAAAUCUAUUCUAAGUUGGAUAGAACAAGAUGCCGUGCAACGAUGUCCUCACAUGUACGACCUCUCAUCAAAGUACAUUAAGGUUGGAACGUUAACUAAAGAAAUUGCGGACCAGAAAUUAUUUAUUUUUCCGGAUCGUUCGCCAAAAGUGCAUGUAGUUGAAUUAAAAAGCAAAAAGUUAUCAGUUAUGUCAAGACCACCGAAAUGUAAGCAAUUUUCAGCUGCAACUUAUAAAAACGGCCUUUAUGCUGUAGGCGGUUCAAGCAGUAAAACACUCAGAGAGUUCGGUUUCAAAUACGAUUUUGAAUGCAGAAAAUGGAGCCAGUUUCCCUGUCUGGUAUUAAGGCGAAAACCUGGAGUUUGCGUAGCAGAUGAUAAAUUGUAUAUAGUUGGAGGUUACGAUAAGGAAUUCACUGCAUAUAGUACGGUUUCGUGCUAUGACUUCCAAACAGGACAACUUCACAACUUAUCUUCGAUGAAGGAACAUAGAGCGUCCCCUGGAGUGAUUUACUAUAACUCGUCAAUUUAUGUUUUUGGAGGUGAUGAUCCUCGAGGAGGUAUUGUAGAGCGCUAUGAUCCUCGAGAAGGUGUCUGGACUCAGGCCGGGAAAGAUCCUGAUCGGGACAUGGGUUGUACAGCGGCUUUGGUAUUUGAUAAAAUUUAUUACAAACAUUGGGAACAUUCAUUGUACACUUAUGAACCAAGGCAGCUUACAAGCAGACUAGAACAAAAAUAUUCAAAAUUUGGAACAAUUGCUUCAUGUGACAAUCGACUGUAUAUUGCCCUCGAUGAAGGUGGCAUCAGCCAUUACAUUCCGGAAACAAACAAUUACUCGAAAGUUUCCAAGAAGAAAUUUGUUUUUCCUUUUAUUGUUAGUUACAAAGAAUAAAGUCUAAGAAUUUUUUUUAUUCUUAUCUGGUCCAGAAAAAAAUAUACGAAAGAAUGAUGUAUUUGGUCUAGAUUAUGUGAAAACAGCA